UUAUGUAUUACAGAUGCCUGAUGAUUUCCUGGUUACUGAAAUAUUUUGAAUGCUGAGCUUGCCUUUCUAACAAUGAACAUUUCAAAAUCAUUGGCGUUGGCUGGGAUUGGUAUAUUUUCCAACACUACCUGUACCACAGAAAACAAGAUCUCUGUGUUUUUUUCUGUUAUCUUCAUGACAGUGGGGAUUUUAUCCAACAGUCUCGCAAUAGCAAUUCUCAUGAAGGCAUAUCAGAGAUUUAGACAGAAAUCAAAAGCAUCAUUUUUGCUUUUUGCCAGUGGCUUGGUUAUUACAGACCUGUUGGGACAUCUUAUCACUGGAACCAUAGCAGUAUUUGUAUAUGCAUCUGACAAAGAUUGGAUUCGAUUUAAUCAGUCAAAUGUUCUCUGCAGUGUUUUUGGCAUAUGUAUGGUGUUCUUCGGACUAUGCCCCCUUUUUCUAGGCAGUGUGAUGGCUGUUGAACGCUGCAUUGGAGUCACCAAGCCGAUAUUUCAUUCAACAAAAAUGACUUCUAAACAUGUAAAAAUCCUGUUGACUAUGGUAUGUCUUUUUUCCAUUUUCAUAGCUUUGCUGCCUAUAUUUAGGUUAAGAGCCUAUGAAAUCCAGGCAUCAAGAACCUGGUGCUUCUAUAAAACUGAGCACAUUCAAGACUGGGAAGACAGAUUUUACCUCUUACUUUUUUCAUGUUUGGGUUUAUUGGCCCUUGGCAUUUCAUUCUUGUGCAAUGCUGUGACAGGAAUUACACUUUUAAGAGUCAAAUUUAAAAGUCAACAUAGACAAGGCAGAUCUCAUCAUUUUGAAAUGAUCAUUCAGCUCUUGGCUAUAAUGUGUGUCUCUUGUAUUUGCUGGAGCCCGUUCCUGGUGACCAUGGCCAAUAUUGGAAUAUAUGAAAAUCAUUCUGGAGAAUCAUGUGAAACAAUACUUUUCGCUCUCCGAAUGGCAACAUGGAAUCAAAUUUUAGAUCCAUGGGUAUACAUUCUUCUAAGAAAAGCUGUUCUUAAAAAACUCUAUAAGAUUGCAAGGAGAUUUUGUGGAGCACACCUCAUUAAUUUGCACACAUGGGAACUUAGUUCCAUUAAAAAUUCUUUAAAAGUAGCAGCAAUUUCUGAUUCACCCGUUCAUUCCAAGCUAACAAACCAGCAGCUGCUCAAUUCAACAAUGCAAUAAAGUGAAACAUGGAGAAUGAUGAAAUGAUGGGAUAAUGGUUGUUAAGCACCUCAAAAUUUGGUAGGGUCUGAGUGGGCUGGGAUUUUUUUGAAAUAAAUAUCUUGCUCCAUUUCAGGACAUGUAUCAAUCUGUAGCUGCUAUUCAAAGAUAUUUGCCGUCCAAAUAUACUUGUAAAGAAUGUUCUUUAUGUAACCAGCCCAUCUGGUGCCAAAGAGUAUAGGAUUCUGUAUAACAGAAUAUAAAUACAUAUUAAUAAAUUGCUGUACUUAAGCAGUGUCAAGUAUAAAAAGUUCUGUUAAAAAACAGAUGAUAAACAUAUAAGGUGAUAUUGGCAGCUGUGGAAACACUUUUGAAUCAAAUAAUCGCUUUCAGUGGGGUUGGAUGGGUAGUAAAAGAACAUAAAGCAAAAUCUACCCCACGUUAAGCACUUUAUAGUCCCAUUGAUUAGUGGCUAACAUUCCCCUUAAAACAAAUGGAGCUGCUAAGUGUUCAACUUUGGUUGGAUCAGGUUAUACAUAUAUACACAUUUGUGACAGAUUUUAAGGGAUAUGGAGCUCCAAGCACCAUAAGCUCCUGAGAACGAAGACUUGGUUCAACUUCAGAUGUACCGGAAGAAUUACUUUACCUUGUAGUGGAUUAAGCCUGACAGACUUCAAUGCUAGACUCAAGAAACAAAUUAUGAAAUAUCUUACUGCUGAAAGUGACAAUGAAUUUAUGUAAUGUGUGUUAACUUUUACCUCGUCUUGCUAUUAUAAUGUUUUCACUCUCUUUUGCAAAUGUGGCAGCCAUAUCUGUCAAGUGUGAGUUGCAAAAAAUAUAGAAGGCUUCUUUCUUUGCAUAUUGUAAGUUGGACUUCUCAACAUCACAAUUUAAAAGUAAAUGUAUAUGCACAGGAAAUAGGAGUUAAAAAUAAACCUACAGGAGUCAGUAAAAUACAAUAAAUUGUUGUGAUCUGGGGAUUCU
Elgaria multicarinata webbii is the source of this 2130-nucleotide messenger RNA. It is a transcript of the gene PTGFR, whose product is annotated as prostaglandin F receptor. The transcript is spliced from 2 exons. Gene Ontology annotation, cellular component: plasma membrane. Bases 73 to 1167 code for a protein of 364 amino acids. Lineage: Eukaryota; Metazoa; Chordata; Lepidosauria; Squamata; Anguidae. The record is from RefSeq and is a predicted model, not a curated record. Gene Ontology annotation, molecular function: prostaglandin F receptor activity. Gene Ontology annotation, biological process: inflammatory response; adenylate cyclase-activating G protein-coupled receptor signaling pathway; positive regulation of cytosolic calcium ion concentration.